Messenger RNA from Aspergillus saccharolyticus JOP 1030-1, 3186 nucleotides. RefSeq lists its product as uncharacterized. The record is from RefSeq and is a predicted model, not a curated record. The coding region runs from base 472 to 2994 and encodes 840 amino acids. NCBI's taxonomy places the organism in Eukaryota, Fungi, Ascomycota, Eurotiomycetes, Eurotiales, Aspergillaceae. The transcript is spliced from 3 exons.
UCCUCAUAUUUCUUUCUUCCCUGUCGCGUCGCUGGUUCCUUUCUUCAUACCUACUACUAUGGCUAAUACUAAUUGUUAAUCUUUAAUUACCUUCUUUUCUUUUUCGAGUUUUUGCUUCUGCGUGGUCUAAUUUCCCCACGCUUGUCUGAUUCGCGGAGAGAGUGCAUCUGCCUUGUCUCAGAUCUCAUCUGCGACUGACUGCAUCUCUCAUUCUCCUCCCCCAGCAACAAAUUCUCUUGCAGGACGGAGUCCGCACUUCGCUCUUUUUCCAUCCCUUCAUUUCCCAACUCUAUCCCGCAUACUGCUCAAGCAGGUGAAAGGGCAACCAAACUUGCGCAACCACCCCUCCCUCGGUUGCAGAUGGCUUGGGUCUGAACGGAAUCGUUCCUGUCGUGUACCAAAUAUCGAUUACCGCAAUCGACCCAGACAGACAGCCAGCCAGCCAGCCAGCCAGCGAAGCAGACAUAAAGCAUGAUGGUCAGCUCGUCUUCCGGGGAGGACACCGGUCAUCCUUCUCGUCAGCAUCUGCCGCCGAUUCCUCCGUCGCCGACGUUAUCCAACCCCGACAUGAUCCUACCGUUCGACCCCAACGAGCGCGAAUCUUCCACCCCAUCGCCUCCCUUCAACCUGCCUUCCUUAUCCAACCUGCAGGCGUUCUACGCAAGGCGUCCCGCCCUCGAUGACAACACUGACCAGACCCAGGGAGUCGCGCAACCGGGCAUCGCUCUGUCCUAUGGCAGUCGCCCUCAGAAAAAAGUAAUUCCGCGGCAUACAUGGCUGCACGAGGGUCAUGAUGCUCGUCGCUUAUCGGAUAUUGGAGAGGAGGAUUCUUCGUCGUCGUCGUAUGCGCACUUUCCUGGUUUCUCGGGUGCAUCUCGGAUUGUGUCGCAAACAAGUCGGCUGGGGGUUUCUCCCGUUACGCAACGCGAGAUAAGUGAUUUGGAUACUCGGGACUCGGGGGCGUGGAGCGGCUCGUCCAGCUCGACGGCUAGUGGUGCUAGUGAUACGUCGUGGGAUGGGACGAAAGACCACCAGGACAGUUGUGGCGCCAAGGAGCAUCUGCACCAGGUGAAGGAAGAUACUACAGAAGCUGGCCACGACAAUGAACAUAUCCCGAGCUUGAUGCCGAGUGCACAAGAGGAGGGAUCUGGAGUGGAGCUUUCGUCGGCCGUUCUGAGUACGGAAGCGGAGAGAAUCCUCGAGAACGCCAAGAAACGUCUGACGCUUAUGGAAGGGAACCUGAAUCGCGCUCGCACGUCGGUGCGAGUAUCUCCAUCACUUCCCACCUCGCCAACGCCGCCUGUAGGGCAAUCGCCGCUGGGAUUGGGCCAACCCGUCGGCGGCUUGUACCAGUCGAUUUCUCGCGCGGACCGUCGAGUCUCGAAUCACCGUCCGCGUACGACGUACACUUCGGCCCAAGAUGGGACGAACAAUCGUCAUUCGCGCGUAUACAGCGAGACCAAGUUGCCCUCGUCGGCGCAGUCAAGCCUUUCCGCAGCCGACUCCAGUCUGUCGCGGUCCCUUAGCGCCUUAGGCUCAACCAGUGCGUCAAAGUAUCGGAGUGAUGAGCGGACUUUCCGCUACGACCCCACGCGGUCGUAUCUGACCCAUCGGGCCUCUAUCUCGUCCAUGCAGAGGCCCGCCGCCCGAUCUCCUCCGAUAAUGAAGGAGCGAGCCUCUUCUGAGUCACCAACGGGCUUAGGCAUAUCCACCGAAGAUGCUGAGAAUCACAACUCGAACAGGGAGGGGUUCAACGAGACCUAUCCCGCGCAUGAUCCGCCGUCUCGUUCCCAGUCGCAAAUGCAGGUGCGCGAUUUGCACAAUCAGAUGAAGGGUCUUCAUAUCAAGAUCUCUAGUCUGAAGGUCAGAACCCAGGAGGAUAAUCUGCGCCGUCGUAGUAUGCAGAGCCUGCGGACUCCGAGCCCCCUGAAUGCGGCUGAUCAAUGGUACCCUAGUGCUUUGGAUCUGAAAACUCGCCAGAGCAGCCCCAAGCCCAAUGUUGCACAGGGUCAGCCACCGGAUCACUUCGCGGAGAGCCGCUUCAGCGGGGGAUCUAGCCCGGCUAGACAUGUCUCCGAUGCAAAGCAGCGGCAGGCCGAGCCACGCGAGCAAGUUGUAGGGGAUUCAAUUCCAAAACGGCUUGAAGCUCCGCAAGAAGAGAAUUACGAGUCUGAUGAUGCUCAAUCGGUAAACGAGAGUCUGUAUGAGGACGCGCAAGAGGGCGACUAUGACGAGAGCGGCUUUUUGACUUCUGACAACGACUACGAGUCCUUGAAUGAUGAUUUGGACGAUACUCUGGAGGCUUUUCCUCCUGUGCCUCAGAGCGUCCAGGAUACUCCCCAUGAGGAGCGCGAAGAUGCUUUUGACUAUGAGCACUUUAUUCUGCAUAGCGCUUUGGGCAAUUACUCCCACGCUCGGCUGCGCCGGGAGAGCAAUGUGUCGACAAGCUCAGUGGAAACCACACGUCCGACCGACCAUCGAUUGGUUCGUCACUCGCGGGCCAACAGCACAACAUCACUUUCCUCUGUCGGUACAUUCGAGACCGCCAUCGAGGGGCAUGAUGGCCUGGAGAGUGUCCUCUACUGGGAUCAAAAGUUUAAUGAUGAAUUGAACAAUCGCCAUCCGACUGGCGCCAACAGCUCCAACGGAGCUGAUUUGGAGAGCGAAAGAAGCCAAUCUCGCGCUGUUCGCCGACAGCCGAGUCGACUAGCGCGAACCGACGCGGCUGCAACCCCGACAUCCCUCGCCUCAUCUCUAGUGUCAAGCGUGCGCGCAGCAUCCAGCUCUCAGUCGAAUGCUGCAGUCAAUGGCAGCAUGGGACUAAAUGAUGACGACACGAGGCUCUUGGAACAGCUGUUUCAGAGCUUGGGGGAUGUUUGCACGGAGCUUCAGACCACUACCACCUCUGCGCACCCGGAUCCAAAACAGGUGCGAUUGUUGAGAAGACGAUUGGAAGCCGCUCGGCGAGUGCUUGAUGGUGAGCUGGACACCUGAAAGUGGUGUAAAAAAUUACAUAUGAAGUUUGAGAUUAUUUUCCAGGGGGGUUGGUGGACGUUCGUUCUUUUUUGCGUUCUGCGUUCUGCGUUCUGCUAUUGCAACAAUCCAGGCCCACGCCUAGGAUAUGAUACCCUGAACUUUGGAUUUAGCCAGUGCGUAUGUGGUUCUAGUAAUACAAGUCUAAUAACC